Molecule: messenger RNA, 1895 nt
Organism: Gaeumannomyces tritici R3-111a-1
Lineage: Eukaryota; Fungi; Ascomycota; Sordariomycetes; Magnaporthales; Magnaporthaceae
Product: fructose-1,6-bisphosphatase
Exons: 3
Coding region: 545-1585 (346 amino acids)
Biological process (GO): fructose 6-phosphate metabolic process; gluconeogenesis; fructose 1,6-bisphosphate metabolic process
Cellular component (GO): cytosol; cytoplasm
Molecular function (GO): fructose 1,6-bisphosphate 1-phosphatase activity
Source: RefSeq, a predicted model, not a curated record
GUGGAGACGGCCCUGUACGUCAUCCCGGGAAAUCCUCUUCGUCCGGAACCUGAGCUCUGCUGUCUUUUCUCUUUCCCCCAAAUCGCCGAGUUCCCCGCGAGAAGCUGCUGGCUGGGUACAUCCCAAGGUACAUGUACCUGACUAGGCCGUUCGAGGGGUCCCUCUCUUUCAUUGGAGCGCCCGGCUGCCUUCAAUAGCCGCAUUCUCGUCGCGUAGCUGCCCCCUUUGAUGCGGGGCACCUUUUUGGCUCCGCGGUCAAGCCAUCGUCCCGAGAGUUCGGCGCGAUUACUUGAUAAGUGGGAGACCCUCCCUCAAAGCCGCUCUUCCGGAUGGCCUCUUGACCUUCUCCCCGCCCUUCACAUUCUCGACCGUCCCACUUUUGUCGUCUCUUGAUCCUCACAUCUCGCCAGUCCCGAGAUCCCUUCUCACAUCCCUUUUUGCCGUGAAACCUUAGUAUUCCCUCACGACACCCUGUUGUCCUUGUUCUUUCUCUAUAUCCCUUUACAAUCUCUUCUACUAGUACUGGUUUUAAACUCGGCCCAGCAUGGCUGAGAGCAACGGCAAUGGUGGCCCAAUGCCUGAGAAGGUCAACACCAACAUUGUAACCUUGACCAGGUUCUUGACGGAGGAGCAGGCAAAGCACAAGGAGGCCACUGGAGACUUCACAUUGCUUUGCCACGCCCUGCAGUUCUCCUUCAAGGCCAUCGCCUACUACAUCCGGCGGGCCACGCUCAUCAACCUGACGGGGCUGGCCGGGGCGGCCAACGCGACGGGCGACGACCAGAAGAAGCUCGACGUGAUCGGCAACGACAUCUUCAUCGAGGCCAUGCGGUCGUCGGGCAAGUGCGCCCUCCUCGUGUCCGAGGAGGAAGAGGAUGUCAUCUUCUUCGAGGGCCACGGCGACGCGCGCUACGCCGUUGCCUGCGACCCCAUCGACGGCAGCUCCAACCUAGACGCCGGCGUGUCGGUCGGCACCAUCUUUGGCAUCCACAAGCUCGCCGACGGCAGCACCGGGACCAAGGAGGACAUCCUCAAGCCCGGCACCGAGCUGCUCGCCGCCGGCUUCACCAUGUACGGCGCCUCGGCCCAGCUCGUCAUGACGAUGCGCGGCGGCGGCGUCAACGGCUUCACGCUCGACAACUCGUUUGGCGAGUUCAUCCUCACCCACCCGGACAUGCGCAUCCCCAAGGCCCGCGCCAUCUACUCGGUCAACGAGGGCAACUCGCUCUACUGGGAGGACCACGUCAAGGGCUACUUCGAGUCGCUCAAGCAGCCCCAGGGCGGGGACGCGGGCAAGCCCUACAGCGCCCGCUACAUCGGCAGCAUGGUGGCCGACGCCUACCGGACCCUGCUCUACGGCGGCAUCUUUGCCUACCCGGCCGACAAGAAGAGCCCUAAGGGCAAGCUGCGCAUUCUCUACGAGUGCGCCCCGAUGGCCAUGGUUUUUGAGAAUGCCGGCGGCCAGGCCCUUAACAGCAAAAUGAUCCGCAUGCUCGAAGUCGUCCCCGAGCAUAUCCAUGACAGGUCCGGCAUCUUCAUGGGCAGCUGGGACGAGAUCGAGAAGGUCAAAUCCUUCCAUAAAUAAUGGUAGCAUCGGUCAGGGGUGCAAGGCAAAGACGGAGUGGGUGCUCAAGAUGAACAUGCAUGCACAUAACGAGUACAAACAAGGACAAAAAAAAACAAAAGUUGAAAUACGAUGAAAACUACGUGGAGCAGCACCAGAAUGAUGAGUAAGUAGGCAAAUGCUUUUGGAUAGCAACUAGCAAGUCUAAACACGCUUGUCAAAAAUAUCAUAAACAAAAAAAAGCAAAAAAAAAAGCAAAAGCAAAAGAACGUCUUGAUACCGAUCCCUGGGAGACGGGCGAGUCAAGACAUUUAAAUCUCACCAAGGACCC